This is a messenger RNA of Polypterus senegalus (gray bichir), 1694 nucleotides long. It is a transcript of the gene cdk2, whose product is annotated as cyclin-dependent kinase 2. The coding region runs from base 182 to 1078 and encodes 298 amino acids. The transcript has 7 exons. Gene Ontology annotation, cellular component: cyclin-dependent protein kinase holoenzyme complex; cytoplasm; nucleus. Gene Ontology annotation, molecular function: cyclin-dependent protein serine/threonine kinase activity; ATP binding; cyclin binding. NCBI's taxonomy places the organism in Eukaryota, Metazoa, Chordata, Cladistia, Polypteriformes, Polypteridae. Gene Ontology annotation, biological process: signal transduction; regulation of G2/M transition of mitotic cell cycle; regulation of gene expression. The record is from RefSeq and is a predicted model, not a curated record.
GAAGGCGUGGUCUCGCGAACGCGGGAACAAACGGACGCUUCCACUUUGUUACGGCGGGACAGCCUUGUGUUUAUCAAAGUAAAAAGUUUUGAGUUUGAUCCCGCUGCGCACUGACUGCCUCCGGCGUAAACGAAAAGUUUGAGUAAGAACUCCGCCCGUCAGCUGGCGACCUCUGGGGGUGAUGGAGGCUUUUCAUAAAGUUGAGAAGAUCGGUGAGGGGACUUACGGAGUGGUGUACAAGGCCAAAAACAAAGUGACGGGCGAGACGGUGGCGCUGAAGAAGAUUCGUUUGGACGCGGAGACAGAGGGAGUUCCAAGUACCGCUAUCAGAGAAAUCUCGCUACUGAAGGAACUGAAUCACCCCAAUAUUGUCAGGCUGCAUGAUGUCAUUCACACAGAGAAUAAACUUUACCUUGUCUUCGAGUUCCUCCAUCAGGACUUGAAGAAAUUCAUGGAUUCAUCUAACGUCAGAGGUAUCCCUCUGCCUCUCAUCAAGAGUUACCUAUGGCAGCUGUUGCAGGGGCUUGCCUUUUGCCACUCUCAUCGUGUCUUGCAUCGUGAUCUCAAACCACAAAAUUUACUUAUCAAUGCUGAAGGUGCCAUCAAGCUGGCGGAUUUUGGCUUGGCCAGGGCAUUUGGGGUUCCUGUUCGCACCUACACCCAUGAGGUGGUGACACUAUGGUACCGACCCCCUGAGAUUCUGUUGGGUUGUAAAUACUACUCCACAGCCGUCGAUAUCUGGAGUCUGGGAUGCAUCUUUGCUGAAAUGGUCACACGUAGGGCAUUGUUUCCAGGUGACUCAGAAAUCGACCAACUCUUUCGUAUCUUUCGGACCCUGGGUACACCAGAUGAGACAGUGUGGCCGGGUGUCACCUCCAUGCCAGACUACAAAUCCACAUUUCCCAAGUGGGCUCGACAGGACUUGAGUAAAGUGGCUCCACCACUUGAUGAAGAUGGUCAGGAUCUCCUUGCACAAAUGCUGCAGUAUGACCCCAACAAGAGGAUCUCCGCGAAAAAUGCACUACUGCACCGUUUUUUUCGAGAUGUUACCAUGCCUGUUCCAUACUUGCGUCCGUAAGGUGAAUGCUUGGAGAUGGACAUGUUGGCCAGCAUCAGAAUAAUCUCUUCACUGACUGAGAAGAGCUUCUAAGUCUCUCUGUUCAUAAAGCUAACUGGUCAGGUGUUUCCAAUGCUGGGGGACCAACAGAGCAAAAAGAUAUUGUGGCUUGUCUCAGCCCACUUUGGAUUCCUGGAGUGAAAGGGAAGUAUCGUAGUGCAUUCCAUUGCAGCCUGUCUGUUCUAUGGCUGUCAUGAAUCCCGACUGCUAGGAUUUGAUUUGAUUUGUAUGACUUGAUUAGAUUAAGAUUUUAAGCUUCAAAAGGGAGUGGGUAUGGGUUUGUGUUAUAUUGCACUCCCAUUAUAUAGAUAGAUCUCAAUGUUUGAGAACUCAUAUUCAUACUCUCUUUUUAAAAGUGGGUUAGGGUUUAAAAGGUGCGUUUUUGAUUUUGCAGAAUCGCAUACAUAUUGUGGGUGGGUGGAGUGGGCAGGUCUUUACUGUUUAUCUUUAGCAGUGACUCAAAAAUUAGAAAUGUGUUUCUUUGUUUUAAAGGAGCUGUUUGCAAUGGGUUAGACUGUGGCUUAUUAAGGCCACCUGUGCACCACCAGGAGAAAUAAAACUGUUCUUGUUUUGUCUU